This is a messenger RNA of Vicia faba (fava bean), 1842 nucleotides long. Lineage: Eukaryota; Viridiplantae; Streptophyta; Magnoliopsida; Fabales; Fabaceae. The record is from the annotation of a GenBank genome assembly.
AUGCAUACCCCAAAAACAAGAAGUGGUUCUUCUGAAGUGACUCAGAAGGUUUCUGGACGCGCUGUACGCCAAAUGAGGACUACUACGAUAGACACAAACUCUAUAUCUUCUUCUUCGUCGUCUUCAACUCAAGUUAAUAGAUUAUCAAAGGAAAGAAGCCCCAAACUCAAUGAUCGAAAAUCACCCAGAAGCCCGGUUCCUGAGAGGAAACGUCCUAGCAAAAUAUCUGAAUUGGAAUCCCAAAUUUCUCAACUUCAAGAUGAUUUGAAGAAGGUGAUGGACCAGCUAGUUUUAACUGAAUCAAGCAAGAAGCAAGCUCAGCAAGACGCCGAGGAAUCCAAGGAGCAGCUCUUAACGCUAUUUGCAAAACUCGAAGAAUCUCAAAACCAAUACUUGGAGCUUUGUGCUAACGGAGAAGCUCGUGAUAUUGAGCUCAGGAGACUGACCGAAGAACGCGACAGGGCAUGGCAAUCCGAGCUCGACGCGUCUGAAAAGAAUCUUUCGGUUGACUCAACUGCUUUGGCUUCUGCAGUGAAGGAAAUUCAGCUGCUAAAGGUACAGCUUGAGUUGGUAGCUAAAUGUGGUAGUGUUCAAACUCAACAUGCUGAAUCCGCGAAUACGGAGCUACUAAACCUUAAGCAGAAGUUAUCAGAAUCUCUUUCUCUGAUGGAGAGCAUGAAAAACCAACUCGAUAAUUCCAAAGAGUCUGAAGUUCGGGCUCAAGUUGUUGUCGAUGAAGCUUUGUUCCAACUCGAAGCUGCAAAAAGAACCGUCGAGAUUCUAGCGGACGAUGUUGUGAAAAAUGUAGAUGGCUACAAUUCCAUUGCUUUGGAAUUAGAACAUUCUAGAGCAAGGGUGAACACGCAAGAGACACUUGUUAGCAAACUUAAGACACACGUAAAGGAUAAUGAGUCAAUUCAUUCUGAUCCUGAAUUCGAGAAGGAAUGUGAAAUAGUGAAAGAUGGAGAGGAUCCUAAUCAAACUGAAAUUGAGAUUUGUUCUUUAAAAUCCGAGGUUGAACGGUUGAGAUCUGAUAUAGAGACUGCCGAGACUAAAUAUCAACAAGAACAGAUUCAAAGCACGGUGCAGAUAAAAGCCGCGUACGAGUUGAUGGAGCAGAUAAAAUCUGAAUCAGGUCAUAGACAACGCGAGUUCGAGGCUGAAUUACAAAGAAAGAAAGCCGAUAUUGAAGAAUUGAAGGCUAAUCUAAUGGACAAAGAAACCGAGUUGCAAUGUAUCAUGGAAGAGAACGAGAACUUGAAUUUGCAGCUCGAAAAUAACAUGUCAUCACAGAAUGAUAAUGGACUUGAAAAGGAAGUUAAAAGAUUGGAACAAUGUUUGGAUGAAAUGAAAGCUGAUAUGAUGGACAAGGAAACAACAUUGCAAAGCAUAUCAGAAGAGAACGCGACGCUGAAGAUGGAGAUCAGCAAGCGCUAUUCGGAUGGUGUAAAUGCGAGAGAGGAAAUAGAGAAAGUUAAGGCUGCUGAACGCGAGGUGGCAACAAAACUCGGGAUUGCGAUGGAGGAAGCAGACAGAAGCAGCCGAAAGGCCGCGAGAGUGACAGAACAGUUAGAAGCAGCGCAAGCGGCUAGCUUAGAAAUGGAAAGCGAACUGCGGAAGCUUAUGGUACAAUCUGAUCAAUGGAGGAAGGCUGCAGAAGCGGCUGCUGCUAUGCUUUCGGCCGGGAACAAUGAGAAGAUUACAGAGAGAGGUGUGUCUUUGGAGAAAAACUAUAAGUGUUCACCACCUUAUGGUGAUGAUAUUGAUGAUGAGUUUCAGAGAAAGAAAAAUGGAAACAUGUUGAAGAAGAUUGGAGUCUUGUGGAAGAAGCCUCAAAAAUAG